AUGCCAAUAGUUACCAAUUUAACAACUCACAAUUUAACAGACAUUUUUAAAUAUUCAUUAAAUAUUUCUUUAUAUGAAACAAAACAAAAUAUUGAUUUAAAAAAUUCAAUAUUAGUUAUAUUUCUUUCAUUUUUUUGUAUUAUUACCGUAUUUGGUAAUGCACUUGUUAUUUAUGCUGUUAUUCAAGAACGAUAUUUAAAAUCAGCUACAUAUUAUUAUAUGGCAUCAUUAGCAUGUGCUGAUUUAUUUGUUGGUUUAAUUGUCAUGCCAUUUGCUAUUAUUCAAGUCAUCUAUGGUGAAUAUUGGCCAUUUGGUAAUACAUAUUGUGAUAUAUGGCAUUCAAUAGAUGUAUGUGCAAGUACAGCAUCAAUACUUGAUUUAUGUGUUAUUGCUUUGGAUCGAUAUUCAGCAAUAACAAAUCCAAUAUCAUAUCAUCGUGCAUUUUUUGUUAAACGUUGGCCUUAUCUUAUUGCAGCUGUUUGGUUAUGUUCAGGUUUUAUUUCAUUUCCUGCUAUUGCCUAUUGGCGUUUAGUUGUAACACAAUAUCAAAUUGAUCGUUGUCUUUUUCCUGAUGAUAUUUAUUAUAUAUUAGUAUCAUCAUUAAUAUCAUUUUAUAUACCAUUAUUUGUAAUGAUUUUUGUUUAUAUAAGAAUAUAUCGUGCUGCUAUAAAACAAUUACAUGCAUUUAAAACAGGUGUUAAAAUAACAACAGAAAAAACAAGAAUACCAAAACAAAAAAUAAAUAAAGAAAAUUCAACAAUAAUAAAUGGUUCAUCGGAUGUAUGUUUACGUAUACAUCGUGGUAAAUAUCAUGGUAUAUUAAUUGAUGGAGAAUCAUCAUAUACAGAUAAUUCUGUAUCGCAUUAUUCAAUAACAAAUGAUAAUAAUCAAAUAACAAUUAAUAAAAAACAAAUAUCAUCAGAUAAAUCACGUCAAACACUUGGUAAACGUUUAACAAAAUUUUCUAAAGAACAAAAAGCAACAGUAACACUUGCUUAUGUUAUGGGAAUAUUUGUACUAUGUUGGUUACCUUUUUUUGUUUAUAAUCCUCUAACUGCUAUAACAAAAUCAUUUCUCCAAGGAAAAACUCCUUUAAAUAGAAUAGAAGAAUUUUUAAUCGGAAAUGAUCUUUUCUUCCAAUUGGUUACUUGGCUUGGUUAUAUUAAUUCAAGUGUAAAUCCAAUAAUCUAUGCUUAUUCUUCACGUGAAUUUCGCCGUGCAUUUAUUAAAUAUUUAUGUCGAUGUUUUCCAACACGUUUAAGAACCUUUUUGAUGUCAUAUCAUAAUUUACAUUUAUUACGUUAUCGUUGUCAACGACCAUCAUCAGUUAUAUCAGCUGAAAAUCUUGAUUGUAAUUUCGAUAAUAAAAAUAAACAUUUAACUAUUCCAUCAUCAUCAUCAUCAGCAACUGUUUUAAUAAAUAUACAAAAUAAAAAUCAAGCAAAACUUCGAUUUUUAACAAGUUAUUCUCAUAGAAAUAUAAAUCUACAACAACAACAACAACAACAACCACAACCACAACCACAACCACAACAACAACAAGAAGAACAAUUCAAUAAUAAACCACAAACUAAUAUUCUUCUUGAUUAUUGUAAUUGUCGUGAUGUUUCUAUGCCAAGAGUAACAUGUCUUUGA
Molecule: messenger RNA, 1635 nt
Organism: Rotaria sp. Silwood1
Lineage: Eukaryota; Metazoa; Rotifera; Eurotatoria; Philodinida; Philodinidae
Source: the annotation of a GenBank genome assembly